This is a messenger RNA of Lutra lutra (Eurasian river otter), 735 nucleotides long. It is a transcript of the gene GLRX2, whose product is annotated as glutaredoxin 2. The coding region runs from base 213 to 584 and encodes 123 amino acids. The record is from RefSeq and is a predicted model, not a curated record. NCBI's taxonomy places the organism in Eukaryota, Metazoa, Chordata, Mammalia, Carnivora, Mustelidae. The transcript has 4 exons.
GUCUGACCGGAAGUUGUGAUGACGCUACUACCUUCAUGUAAACAUCCCAGGCAUUUCGAGUCUCUCUUUCGGACAGUCAUUUUUCCCUCCGUUUCGCCAGAAUGUCGGCCACAGUCCCCACGCGUCGUUUCCACCGGCCCGUGGGCCUUUAUGAGCGUCCCUAACCCCUAAAGACAGGAGCGGGGCUGGGCCGAGACCUCGAAGGCAGCAGGAUGGGGAACAGCACAUCAUCAUCUUUGGGGAAGUCAGCAACUGCUCCUGUGAAUCAGAUUCAAGAAACAAUUUCUGAUAAUUGUGUGGUGAUUUUCUCAAAAACAUCUUGUUCUUACUGUACAAUGGCAAAACAACUUUUCCAUGACAUGAAUGUUAAGUAUAAAGUGGUGGAAUUGGACAUGCUUGAAUAUGGAAGUCAAUUUCAAGAUGCUCUCUACAAAAUGACUGGUCAAAGAACUGUACCAAGAAUAUUUAUCAAUGGAACUUUUAUUGGCGGUGCAACUGACACUCACAGGCUUCACAAAGAAGGGAAAUUGCUUCCACUAGUUCAUCAGUGUUAUUUAAAAAAAAGUAAGAGGAAAAAAUUUUAGUUAUGCAGGUGCUCAUUACGUUGCUAGUAAAAUGUCAGUGAUUUAAAGUGAUAAUGCCUGAUAAUGCCUUUUAAAUGUUUGAGGAUGUUUUAAAUAUGUAAAUUGUCUUCCUGAAAAAGUUAUAAAACAAUAAAUUGCUGUGGAAAUCUCU